AUGCACACCCCGCCACGGAACGAUCGGUCACCUAAUUCGCUGCCAUUUACGGAAGCUGUCAUGCAGGCCCCAAUGCUGGACAGACCUUCUCCACCGAUAGAGAGAUUUGACGGUACUUCAGACCCGGAACAUCACCUCAGAAAUUUCAUCGACUCUAUGGCUUACUAUUCCAAGAGUGAUCCAGUCAAAUGUAUAGCUUUCUCCCAAUCCUUAAAAGGAGAAGCCCUGGAGUGGUACUACAGCCUUCCCCCUAACACGAUAGAUAGCUUCGGCAUGGUCAUGACCCUAUUCAGGAAACAUUACGGUACCAACAGGAAAGACAGAGUAACCGCUGCAGAACUUGUAAACCUUAAACAAGAGAAAGAUGAAUCCCUCCGAUCAUUCAUGCAGAGAUACAACGAAACUGCUAGGCGAGUGAAAGACGUCAACGAGCAGUUCAUCAUUAGCAAUUUGCCCAAUUCUCUAAAGUCGAGAUACGUAUCGGAACAUUUAUAUGCUAGGCUGCCCAAUUCGAUGGAGGAGCUCCAGGAGAGAAUGACUGAGUUCAUUCGAAUGAAGGAUCAGAGAUAUGGCAGAAGGAAGCCCCAGAAAGAAGCCCUUAGUAAUGGGAGUAAAAAAGAAAGUAGACAGGUUAGUGAAGGAGACCGAAGGCCUCUUAGACGAGAUUUACCCCUUGGUCCUCGGUAUGAUCAUUAUGCACGCCUAAAUGCGCCUUUGGCAAAGUUGUUUAAGGAGGCCCUGAGCGCUGAACUCCUUAACGUGCGAAAGCGACCCACGCCCCACACCGUUUAA
Molecule: messenger RNA, 792 nt
Organism: Vigna radiata var. radiata (mung bean)
Lineage: Eukaryota; Viridiplantae; Streptophyta; Magnoliopsida; Fabales; Fabaceae
Exons: 1
Coding region: 1-792 (263 amino acids)
Source: RefSeq, a predicted model, not a curated record